This is a messenger RNA of Nothobranchius furzeri (turquoise killifish), 1094 nucleotides long. RefSeq names its product muscle-specific beta 1 integrin binding protein 2 (gene mibp2). The record is from RefSeq and is a predicted model, not a curated record. Lineage: Eukaryota; Metazoa; Chordata; Actinopteri; Cyprinodontiformes; Nothobranchiidae. Gene Ontology annotation, molecular function: ribosylnicotinamide kinase activity. Gene Ontology annotation, cellular component: cytoplasm.
CAGUAUGUGUAGAAGCGACAGCACAGAGUGGUUCUCUCUCGGUGGAAGACCGCGUCCGAGUGACAGCACGUCUUUGCUCUUACCACAACCCUCAAGUACCAUGGAGGACUUAAGUAGUUGACGUUUCCUGCAGCAACCUUUCUCUUUUAAGCUUUCUUCCCGUCAGAUCAUCGUUAUCUCGACCUGGUUUUAUUGACGUUUUCAACUUGACACGAGCUUUGACCAACGGAAACCAUGAAGUACAUCAUCGGCAUUGGCGGAGUGACCAACGGAGGGAAGACCACCCUCACCAACAGACUCAUCAAGACCUUACCCAACUGCUGCGUGGUGCAUCAAGAUGACUUCUUCAAGCCACAAGAUCAGAUUGAAGUUGGUGAAGAUGGCUUUAAGCAGUACGAUGUCAUCACUGCUUUGGACAUGGACGCCAUGAUGAGUACCAUCCACGGAUGGCUGGAGAACCCGGUGAAGUUUGAGAAGUCUCAUGGCGUUAAUAACACCCAGGAUACUGAAAUUAUGCCCAAGUCCGACCACAAGAAGGAGGAAGAGAUUCACAUCCUUAUUGUGGAGGGCUUCCUGCUUUACACCUAUGGGCCUUUGAUCGACGUGCUAAACCAACGCUACUUUAUUUCCAUCCCAUACGAAGAAUGCAAAAAGAGGAGGAGCUCUAGGAAUUACGUGGUGCCUGACCCCCCCGGCCUGUUCGAUGGCCACGUCUGGCCCAUGUACCUGAAACACAAGAACAUCAUGGAGGAAUCAGCAGUUGAUGUUGCGCAGCUAGAUGGAACCAUGUCAAAGGAACAGCUGUUCAACUUUGUCUAUGGCAACAUCCUGAAUAACAUCCAGGCAUCUCUCUAACAAAGGUCACCUGAUCGGCUAAAGCAUUUACUCUACAAGCAGAAGACCACCAUGCCUUAAUUUCCUACCUGGCAGCUCAUUUCACUGCCAUGUUUUUUAUUUUAUGUAUGUUUAACAGCAUAAAAUGCUGGUGUGAUUUUUGUUUUAUAUCAUAUUUAUUGCUUUAUUACAGCCAAAGAGAGCAAAUGGAACACGUUCAGAGGAUGGUUGCAUGAGUCAAUAAAUGAUCCUUCUGCUAA